Molecule: messenger RNA, 2827 nt
Organism: Solea senegalensis (Senegalese sole)
Lineage: Eukaryota; Metazoa; Chordata; Actinopteri; Pleuronectiformes; Soleidae
Exons: 11
Coding region: 131-1777 (548 amino acids)
Biological process (GO): immune response
Cellular component (GO): lysosome
Molecular function (GO): cysteine-type endopeptidase activity
Source: RefSeq, a predicted model, not a curated record
AUUUUAUCAGCGUUUUUUGGGUAUCUGCUUCGUGUGGGCUCCUCCUGAGUCAUGUGUUUUUGUUGUUUGAGUUCAAUCUGACCACUCACUUAUUGUCCUCCUUUGCAUUUCUGUGCGCGGAGAAGCAACAAUGCGGUGCUGGCUCAUUGCAGUUGUUGUUGUUUUGUUGGCUGUCGUAGUUGCAGAGGGAAAAGCUGUCCCUUCCCCUCCAGAUUUUGGAAACAGCUAUCAUGUUAAAGGAGUAAUUUCUCUGCCCUAUGCUGAGAUCAAUGAGCCGUUUGAGGCCUGGUUUGAUCUGCCAACAAAGUCCAGCAGAAUAGACUACUACCAUGGGCAAGUGUCGACAUACCAGUUGGGGGCAGAGCCGCAGUGGGGCAUCGCCUACAAGAUCUCACCCGAGACCACGGAGGUGGAACUGAAUGUGAUGAAGUGCUUUCAGGUCAACGGAACACAGAAUGAGACGGUCACACCUCAGGCGGCACUGCCUAAUAUCCAGGGCUUCCAGUUCCUGAGGAUGGAGUACUAUGCAGGUUCCCUAUGUGAAGUUUGGCAGAACGUGACCACUGUGGGCUACAAGAAGAACACGUACACUCUGUGGGUGACCCACUCGGAGGGGGACAAUGAGCCUGCCACACCCCUCCAUUAUGAGAUGAUGGGAUACAACACACUGCUGGGCUCUCACUAUGAUAAAUACUUGGUGGACUACAAGGAGUUCAUUACUCAUGUGGACCCCAAAGUCUUCUCCCUGCCUGACGAGAUGAGUUGUGGGGGGUUUCCUGGUCCAGGUGUGGAGCACCACAUGUUGGCCAACCCGAUGAAAGAUCUCAUCCACACCACAGCGUCGGGCCACUCUCAGCGCAUGUUCAGCCAUUUCAAGGACAAGUUUCAGCGACAGUACCGCGAUGAAAGAGAGCAUGAAAAGAGGGAGCACGCUUUUGUUCAUAACCUCAGGUAUGUCCACUCCAAGAACAGAGCAGGGCUGUCUUUCUCUCUGGCUCUGAACUCUCUGUCAGACCGCACCAUGUCAGAGCUGGCCACCAUGAGAGGGAGGAAAAGUGCAAAGACUCCAAAUAGAGGUCUCCCUUUCCCCUCCAAGGUUUAUGAAGGGGUGGAAGUGCCCGAUUCAUUUGACUGGAGGCUUUAUGGUGCUGUGACCCCAGUGAAGGAUCAAGCCAUAUGUGGCUCCUGCUGGAGCUUUGCCACCACUGGAGCAGUAGAGGGCGCUCUCUUCCUAAAGACGGGCUCCCUGCAGGUUCUGUCUCAGCAGAUGCUGGUCGACUGUUCCUGGGGUUUCGGCAACAACGGCUGUGACGGCGGAGAGGAGUGGAGAGCGUACGAGUGGAUCAUGAAACACGGCGGCAUCGCCACGACGGAGACGUACGGAGCCUAUAUGGGAAUGAAUGGAUUUUGCCACUUGAACUCGUCUCAGCUCACCGCACGCAUCCAGAGCUACACCAACGUCACGUCCGGAGACGCAGAGGCCCUCAAGGUGGCGCUCUAUAAGAACGGCCCCGUGGCCAUUAGUAUCGACGCUUCGCAUCGAUCGUUUGUUUUCUACAGCCACGGUGUUUACUACGAACCUGCCUGUGGUAACACCACUGACGAUUUGGACCACGCCGUGCUUGCGGUGGGUUACGGGAGCCUAGACGGGGAGCCAUACUGGUUCGUUAAGAAUUCGUGGUCCACGUACUGGGGCAACGACGGCUACAUCCUCAUGUCUAUGAAGGAUAACAACUGUGGCGUGGCCACUGACGCUACAUACGUGACUCUGGCGUAGACGGUUCGCUCCAUGUUCUCGAUCGUGUUUGUUAAAGCUGCAGUUGGCAGAAUCACUGGAGAAAUAAUUGACGGGGUUUCAUCGGCAGGUGUUUUGGGAUCACCACUCCCUCCUGAGCUCAUCUCUUCACUCAUUUUUGAAUUGAAAUACUUAAUUAAAAUGCUUGACGACAUUUCUUUGAUAUGGACUCCCUGCACGAUACUAUUUUCAACACCGGUUUCAUUCUCUGGCUGUUUUUCCAACUCCCUAUCAAGUUUUGUUGUCACUUUAGAUUGCCUGAAAAACAAGGACAAACUUUUCAACACACAACACAGGCACACUCACUCAGACUUAUUGGAUCAAAUCAAACUUUAUAUUCGUUUACCACCAAAUCACAAUGUACAAGGCACUUUACACAAAGUCAAACCGCGCGCUGCAUGCUUUUCGGCUCAGUGACACUGAUGAGAUGAACUCCUUAGGUACUGAAACUUGAAAGUGAACGUCCUCAGAGCCCAGUCUAAAGUUUGGUUAGUAUCUAAGUUUGAUACCGAGCCCUACUCGUUCUAUGUAGAUCUAUUUAGCCGAUAUUGACUUGUGUUUAUAGCGUUUAUUGUACACGUCCAACACUCUAAACUGUUCCGUGAUUGGUCUGAACCUUCUCUCCUACUGCACCUUUAGCUGUGAGCCUGUAAUCGGAGUGAGAAUUGUUGUUUUUGUUCUUUAAGAUCACUUGAUUUACGUUCUUAUGCGACUUGCACAGAGCCGUCUUUGCUCUAAACCAUGGGUUGGACGGCACAGGUACAGUGCCUUUGUUGUACACAUUUCCAGUUAAUGUUUUUUGUGAUUUGUGUUGUUGCAAAUGCACAGGGCAAAAAUAAAUGUUCUAAGAAGAAUUUUUUUUUUUUUUUUAACGCUUAAUAAGACAUGUGCUGGUUAAAGUUAGUUGUCAAAGUUACUAUGGCAAGUGAUGCAUCAAAACAAAGUCCUACACAAUAUAAAAUCACAUUUCACUUACUGAGAACUACAGAAGAACUACUCAAUGAAAAGCAUAAUAAAGUUUUAAUUCUCUUG